Messenger RNA from Coregonus sp. 'balchen', 13480 nucleotides. The record is from the annotation of a GenBank genome assembly. Lineage: Eukaryota; Metazoa; Chordata; Actinopteri; Salmoniformes; Salmonidae.
AUGGUGACGACCCCUUGCACCUGGGUGUCAGGUGAGAUCAGACAGGUUCAGGUGUCAGGCGUGUUAUCUGGGAAAACACCAGUGUAGUCUACAGCUUAAUACAGUAACAGGGUUACUAUUUACCAUAAAGGUACGGCUACUGCUUACAUUAGGUUUCUGGUAGUUAGACUGUGACUGUGUCCCAAAUGGCACCCUGUUCCCUUUAUAGUGCCCUACUUUUGACCAGAGCCCUGCUCAAAUGCAGUGCACUAUAUAGGGAAUAGAGUGCCAUUUGGGACACAGACUAUGUGUUACUUCCUGAGUUGCCAUGAGUAGAUUGGAAAAAACAGAGAAAUAUCAGUUUUUGGUUUCUCAAGUUGGCCAAAUGUCCAGGUGAUUUUUGUGACCUUGGUUCUGUGAAGGAGGGAACAAGACAUCACCAUAUGGGAAAUUGGUUGCACGCUUCGGUGGCAUAUUGUUCCCAUAUGGUGACGCCAAGUAAUCGACUGAAAGAAAGCUAUAUUUAUCUAUGGCUGUGGUAGUAAGGACUAUACUGUAGUAUGUCGUCAUUGUCUAAGGUUUGAGAUUAAAGCUGAAAGCAACAAGGAACCCCAGAUAGAUAUUAAGCACUCUAAGUACACAUAGGGAUUACAGAGAAAUGCAUCAGGGAUUUAAACAUAUUCAUAAAUCAUUACUAAAAAGUGGUUCAUUUAUUUAUAGUUAAUGUCGAGUGACAUUCAUCCACUGAAAGUGCACAAUGCAUCCUCUGAAAAUGUGUUAAUAUUCUGAAUUAGUUAGUAUAUGUACUACAUAUACAGUUCUCUACAGAGUAAACCUUCCCGCCCGCAAGCUAUUUUCAUUUCCAUUUCCUCCCCCUCAAGUUCAGUAUUUGUAAGUGUAUUAUUUCAGUGUAUUAUUUCGGUGUAUUAUUUCAGUGUAUUAUUUCUAUCAUUGAUGUGUUAUUGUUUGUCUGUACAGUGUCUUAUCUGACGGUUCUUCCGAUGAUGAAUGUGGGAGCAGUCUAACCAGACAGUAAGUCAGUGAGGUAAACAGAGAGAGAGAUUAGGUUUUGAUUUAGACUAGACGAAAUCUACAGUACUCGGUCUGUCUCACUAGGAAUAAUGUGCUGUGUGUGUGUGUGCAUGCGUGCAUGUGUGCGCGUCCGUACGUGUUCAUUCUCAUCAACGACAGGGCAAUAUUUGAAAAAGGCUUUCAGAGGAGAGGAAGGAAGAGUUUUGUUGUCCUCCAUCCUCUCGUCUUGUCUAUGUUGCUGUCUCUGUGUUGUGCCCAGUGUUUUACGCCAAGGGGAAAAUUACUCUCUGACCUGAAUCAUCCCAAACAACUGCCUCUCUCUUCAUUUCUCUCCUUUUCUCCCUCAUGCUCUCUCUCUCUCUUGUUCCGUCUUUCUCUCUCCCUUUCUUCCUCGUUCUGUCUCUCUCACUUUCUUUCUCUCUGCCUCUCUCCCUCCAGGCUCAACAAUACGCUGUCUUGUGUUUACAUGUAGUCUGGCCAAAAAACAAACCCAAGCCUAGCAGCAGUCUCUCUUUCCUUCUAUCUGUAUUACACCGCCUCUCCUGCCCUCAGACCAGGAACUUGUGAUUGACUUAUUGACAAUGUGAUAUGCAAUUCAAGUCAGAAACAGCAACAAUUGUUCAAUGUAUUACGCAACUAGUAGUAAUUGUAUUUACAGAUCACUAUAUCUCUGCUACAAUGUAUACAACACUGGCUUUUGUAAAGACUUGAGAAGAUUGCAUGGAUAGCCUAUUCUGAAGGUGAUAGCUUCUGAAAGGAAAUGCCUGCAGCACAGUUUUGUAGUUGCAGUAGCAGGACACAAUCCUUGAAGGCAGCAGCAGGCAGGUGUGUUCUCCUUUAAACAUGCAGGCUAGAUAAUUGAAGUGGGAGCCUCAGUCUUGCCUAGGCGAGGUGUUGGAGGAGGGCACAUGCAGUACCGGGUCUGUCCUCUAGGAACAGGGCUGUUUAAAAGGCACCAUUUCUGAAGUCAGAACAACUGGGCAUGUUUUCAUAGUCUGCCACCGUAACGGCCCUCAUGUACAGAGAGACUCCUCUCUCUCUUCCUGUCCUUCUCUCCCUCUCUGUCUCCAUCCUUCCCUCUCUCCACCUCUCUGUCUCUCUCUAUCCUUCUCUCCUCUGCCCUUUACCUGUCUCAACUUACUCCAUCUGUCUUGCAGCAAGCCCCAUACAGGAAGAUACUUCAUUUCAGCAGAAUGAUAUUAAACCAUAUAAGAGAAAUAUGACUGCUAUGAUUUAUGUCUACCAUUAGCAGGUAGCAGGUUACCAUUGUGCUCUCCAUAGGAAGUCUGCUAGCAUGGAGACCUCGACUGAGGGUCAUAUGUAUUGGGUUUUUAUGAUGCAUGCGUUCGAGUAUGAGGAGAACAUUAUGGGAUAGCUGAUAUGGUGACUCAUAGAUAUAUUACCGUGGCGACUGGAUUAGAUUGAUCGGCCUCUCUGUCCUGUCUUCUCAUGGGAGGUGAUGUCAUAGCCUACUUCUCAUGUUUAUUUGGGUCAUUGUGUAAUUCCUUUUGUGCCUCUAACAUGAUUCAAGACUUGCAGGGUAUGAAGGGAUCAUAAUUAUGUCAUGUUUUAACCGUCAAAUAUGAUAGAUUAUACAGUUGGCUUCCUGUUUGUGUCAAUGAUUUGUGGAGUCCAUCAAUAAUCUCUUUGUGGGUUGUGCGUUUGAUUCCCAUCCAGGACAUACAGUACACGUUUCACCGUUAAUGUCGUAGACUCUACACUUCUAUAAGUUUUGGAUAAGAGGUUUGAAUAUAACACAAACUUACAUCCAUCCUGUUUCUCUUCUACCUCCAGCGAGAGAAGAGAAUGUGGCAACGUUCCGUGGUUCGGAGUACUUCUGCUACGACCUGUCCCAGAACCCCAUCCAGUCCUCCAGCGAUGAGAUCACGCUGUCCUUCAAGACGUGGCAGAGGAAUGGUCUCUUACUCCACACGGGGAAGUCUGCCGACUACGUCAACCUGGCCCUAAAGGACGGGGCGGUGAGCCUGGUCAUCAACCUGGGCUCGGGGGCCUUCGAGGCCAUCGUGGAGCCCGUCAACGGGAAGUUCAACGACAACGGCUGGCACGACAUCAAGGUCACACGCAACCUCAGACAGGUAACCAUGGAGACUGAGGUGACGUAGGUUCAAGACUGAUAUUGAUUAGUAGCAAUAGAUCAAUUGAUUGAUAGUAAUGUCUUGGCUUUAUUUGUCCAUUAAUGCUUUUCCAAGUAUUCUAUGUGCUGAACAUAGUUGAUAGUCGUUACGGAUGUUGCAUCGGUAAUCACACUUCUAUUAUGAAUUAUAAUAUUGAGUAAUCGUUUAGGUUAGAUGUUGUAAGAUUAAUGUUUUCCCUCUCUUUGAAUUUAUGUAUUAUAAUGGGUUGGUUUAUUUCUACAGCACCUUUUCCAAGUGCCCUAAUAAGCAAUUUAGAUAGUUGUCGACAAUGUUGUGUUGAUACAUAUUAUGAGAGAGGCAUUAUGACUUAAUGUAGUAUUGAGUUAUCAUCAGUACAGUUAAAUAGUGUUUCCCCUCUAUUUGACUUCCUAGCAGCCAGUGACUAUGUGAAUAAAAGAAGCCCAGAUGACAUAGUGAUUGAUAGCUUAGUGGUGGAGCUGACACGGUGGCUCUGUGUUUCUGUCACUUCCUUAUCUUCCUGUUGAACUUGAAGACUUCCCUAUUUCCUUCAUUGAAACUUAUCUGAUACUUCUCUGCUUUUAUUCUCCACUAAGCGGACCCUUCUAUCAGAGGCUGGGUCACGUUGCCUUCAGAAACUAUCUUUCCUUUACAAACCACUGUAGGAUUAUCUUCUCCUCUGUAAAUAUACAGAAACUACAAGGCAGAGUUUAAGACAUCCUACUCUGAACAAUUGCAGGGACUUUGUGUGACUGACAGUAGCCUACAGAUGACAAAUUGGAAAUAAGUUUCAGAUCAGUGGAGCAUCUUCUUCAAAUAGUAUAAAUAUAUGUUCAAAUGGCCACUGAUAGGAUCUCAAUUGUCACUUUGUCCUUUAUGUUGCUCCUCAACUUAGAUUGUUUACAAUACUUCUGUUCAUAAGGAUGGUAUACACUAAUACUGGUAUCGGAUACUUAAGCAAUAAGGCCAGAGGAGGUGUGGUAUAUGGCCAAUAUAUCACGGCUAAGGGCUGUUCUUAGGUACAACGCAACGCAGAGUGCAUGGACACAGCCCUUAGCCGUGGUAUUUUGGACAUAUAUCACAAACCCCCGAGGUACCUUUUUGCUAUUAUAAACUGGUUACCAACGUAAUUAGAGCAGUAAAAAUAAAUGUUUUGUCACACCCGUGGAAUACCACGGCUGUCAGACAAUCAGCAUUCAGGGCUCGACCCACCCAGUUUAUAAUGCACUAUAAUAACAGUAUUACUACUUAACUAAACUUUAAGAGGCAGGGCAUGUAUUGUACUGUACACUGGAUAUGUACUGGUAACUGUACACACUAGAGCAGAAACAAUGAGCGAACUGGUAGCUGUUUGUGAAUGUAGAGAGGGAGUGGGAUUUGGGUCUCCAGCCAGUUGAAUGGAGCCUUGAAUGGAGGUGCAGAGAGGUAGACAAGAAGUAAUUACAACUCAACUUAAAAAAUUAGUAUUUAAAAAAUAUAUAAUAAUACUUGAGGAAUAUACACUGAGUGUACAAAGCAUUAGGUACACCUGCUCUUUCCAUGACAUAGACUUACCAGGUGAAAGCUAUGAUCCCUUAUUGAUGUCACUUGUUAAAUCCACUUCAAAUAGUGUAGAUGAAGGAGAAGAGACCUGUGGAAUGCUAGAGUCCAUGCCCUGACGAAUUGAGGCUGUUCUGAGGGCAAAAGGGGGUGCAACUCAAUAUUAGGAAGGUGUUCUUAAUGUUUUGUCCACUCAGUGUAUACUUGUACUGUAAGAGUGAAAGCGCUAUGAGAGAAACAGUAGCUGAGAACUGUUUGUGGUGUGGAGAGGGAGUGGGCAGGGAGUUUCCUCAGCCAAUAGAAUGGAGCCUUGAAUGGAGGUGAAGAGAGGUGGACAAGUAAGUAAAGUGUUAAUUUCCUGCCACUAACAGGUAGCCCACUAGCUACCUACAGCUGAAGGAACACUGAGACCAGAGGCUGAGCUAGGGUCCUCUUUUCCUCCUCUCUAUCUCUCUCUACUUCCUCUCUGUCUCUCUCUUUCUUUCCCUUUCCGUCAUUCUCCCUCUCUUUGGGAAGACACACUUUGUUAGACUAACACUUACCAUUCAUGAAAUACUAAGUCAUUUUAUUUACUUACUAACUAACCGUUAUCUAACUAACAACUAACUAAUGUACUAACUAUCAUCCUACAUCAUUGGUUUUUAUUUUGUUUUCCCAUCCCUUAUUAACAACCGUUUUGUUCACUAUUCUUUUGAUUUCCUUUCUUCCCCCUUUUCCGGAAAGCAAUCAGGCAUGGGACACGCUAUGGUAAACAAACUACAUUGUCUGGUAGAUAUCAUUCUAAUUGUCUUUUUUUGGAUUUGCCGUGUGUCCCCCCCCCCCCCCCCCCCCCCCCCCCCCCCCCUCUUCUUUUUCUUUGUAUACUUUGAGUUUCAUCCUAGACACUUCUUAUCAAAAAAUGAGGAAAUGGGUUUGUAUUACCAACAGCUUUCUUCACUUCUCAAUAUCCUCCCCAUCCUUGGCCUCCCAACUUCCCUCCUCCCACACCCACUCCCUCUCCUAUUUUUUCACUCCGGCUUUUUUUUUCUUUUUUUUUUUCUCAUCGCUACAAAGUUCGCAGAAGUUCUACGAGUCUCAAAAGAACCACCAGAUCUGACUUUUGAUAUUUUGUCAGGGAUACAUAAAAAAAUGUUUUUCCACCAAAUAAAAACCUCCACAUUUUUGGUGAGUACUGUCGCCAAGAACUGACAGAAGCUCUGCCACAAACCAAACAAGAAGAGUGACUUAUUCUUCAACUAGCAGCAGCCAAACUGCAGUCCAGACUGUAAAACACCAAACAGAGACAAAAUGGCAUCCAAAAGACAAAAUGGCGACCGUUUCUUUGCUGGAGCUCUGACAGUUGUUUCCAACACACUCAGUCUGGCACAUGGCAUGCCCACCACCGCUCAUAAACGCCCUUUCACCUCCUGACCUGUGGCAUCAUAUGACCUUUACCCUCUCUUUACCCCCUCACCCAUAACCACUAACACUUUAACACGUUCACUCACCUUCCCCCUAUCACUCACUAUCACUGUCCUAUCCCCCCAUCCCGUCCCUGUGUGUUGUGUUUGUAACAUGCUGGUGACAGUGGUGUCUGUGUGUUGUGGCUAACAUUAGUCCCUCCCCCUCCCAAUCCCCUUGACUUGAUUGGUGCAUGAGCCCUGUAUCCCGAUUGGCUUGAUCAUGCUUUGUAUGACAUCGUCAAAUCAUUUAUACCCCUUACAUGUCAAACUUACUUGUGUUUUUAUUAACUUCUGAAAAAUUAAAAACCUUGGUUUGCACAUUUGUGAAGUUGUGUGAUAAUCCUCCCUAUAUAAUGCAUGUGUGUGUAUAAGAGCGAGCGUGCGUGACAGAGAGAGAGCGAGAGAGAGAGAGAGUGUUUGUGUGUGUGUGUGUGUGUGUGUGUUAGUGACUGUUUGUAGUUACAAAUUGAACCCUGAAACCUAAGACAAGUACAAGCAAUUUGUCCUUGGCAAUUUGUCCAUUUUACUAACCCUCCCCCAACCUGAACUAUCCAAACCGAACGAGAAUCCAUUCUCUUACCCCCAUCAAAGAUAAAGAAAAUAUGCCUCUGCUCUGACAUAUUUUCUUUACCUGUCCUGUGAACCCUACCUAUGACUAAAGCAAUUAAAAGAUCCCAAAACGCAGUCUAAUCCAAACUAUCGCUCCAAGGCACCAACGCUACUAGCCCAGAUGAUCUCAAGUGAAUUCCUAACUGAAUGUAAGAAACAACAGAUAUCUAGACACCAAGUCAUAGCAGACCAAGAAGAGAGGUGUAUGUAUCCUAUUGAAUAGAGUGUUUUACCUCAGAGUGUAAUGGUUUGGCUUUGGUAUGCGUUACCCCUAUAACAGGUGACUAUCUCCGUGGAUGGGAUCCUCACCACGACAGGGUAUACCCAGGAAGACUACACCAUGCUGGGGUCUGAUGACUUCUUCUACGUGGGUGGGAGUCCUAGUACGGCUGAUCUGCCUGGUUCUCCCGUCAGCAACAACUUCAUGGGCUGUCUGAAAGAGGUAGGUUUACGUUGGGGGUACACUCACACGUGCGAGCGUGCAAGCACUCACAAACGCAAACAUGCUAGGGUGGUUGUACAGAUGCACACACACGCACAAACACACACACACACAAACACAGCAUCCACAUCCACUUAGCUAGUCAGAGCAGUUGAAUUAAAUAUGUCAAAUCAGCAUGGCUUUCCUCCGCUAAGCAACAGCAGCAGUGAUGACAAAUGAAAUUGCAUUAUCAAUGAAAGCUGCAGAGUUGGCAGACAGAGGAAGAAGUGCUCGGCAGCCAUUCAAUAUUCCUCAGCUUAAUCUAAUUCACAACAUUCACAGCAGUUGUGUGAGAAAAUGGCCCCCAAAAUAGUUCCUGUCAUAUGUCAUUUGCAGACUCAGUUUGACUGUAGUACAGCAGUGGGAUACUGUAAGACUACGCCAGACCUAAUGUUCAAUAACAAGAAAGGGAAUUUUGGUGUGAUAAGGCUAUUAUUAUUAUUAUUAUAAGACACAAUGUAUUGUUGUUGUUUUAGGAUAUUUAAAAUGUACGCUCUGACCUCCUAGGCAUUUUAGGGUUUUAGGGUUUAGAUAAAAUUCCUUCCUCUUCAAAACGUGUCAGCCAUUACUUGUGCUCACAUCACCAUGAUACUGCAUUCUUUAAUUAUUAUUGUUUUACCCCGUUUUUCGUGAUAUCCAAUUACGAUCUUGUCUCACGAAAGGUCGAGUCAUGCAUCCUCCGAAACAUGACCCACCAAACCGCGCUCCUUAACACCGGCAGGCUUAACCCGGAAGCCAGCUGUACCAAUGUGUCGGAGGAAACACCGUUCAACUGACAACCGAAGUCAGCCUGCAGGCACACAGCCCGCCACAUGGAGUCACUAGAGCGCGAUAAGACAAGUAAAUCUCCCCCGGCCAAACCCUCCCCUGCCCGGACGACGAUGGGCCAAAUUGUGCGCCGCCCAAUGGGACUCCCGGUCACGGCCGGUUGUGACACAGCCUGGGAUCGAACCCGGGUCUGUAGUGUCGCAUCAAACACUGUGAUGCAGUGCCUUAGACCACUGCGCCACUCGGGAGGCCGACACAGCACUCUCGCACGUGAAAUGAUGGUGAUCAUCUGGAAUUAAUUGUCUUUGUCCAUUGCACUCUGGGCUGAAAUUAUCUUUAAAUCUGUAUCCUUUUUCUCUUCCUUGGGGCAUCUUUAAUCUAUCAUUCUCCAUCCUCUCAUCUUCAUACAGACAUUUGAUAAACCUGCAAGUGUGGUAUUCAGUUCUCAUUAUCACAAACGCUCCUCUCCCAAAGGACAUCUAUUUACCAUUGAAAGAGAGGAUGGCAAUUGAACCAUUGCAAAGCCAUUUAGCGGAAAAUAAGAGAACUAUUCAGAUGAUAAAAUGGGUUCAUCUUGCUCUCACUCUUCAGAAGGAAGACUAAAGCUACAUCCCAAAAGCCAUAUGGAGCUGGUCAAAAGCAGCACACUAAAUAGGGAAUAGGGUGCCAUUUGGGAUGCAGACGAAGAGAGUCUAAUUGUGUGAUGAUGUGCUGAUUACAGUGAUGUGGAGGAGGUUGACCUUUAGAAUGCUGUAAAUGCCAUCAUUCUGUUCUGUAGGCCAUUGGGUAUUAUGUAACAAGUAGCUAUUUAUAAUGCUAUAAUGAUACAGCAGCAACUAUAUUAUACUUUGAUUAUGAUGUGAAUGUUUAACAGAUGCGUUUAACCAGAGAUCCAUAGUUAAGACUGUACAGUAUUCAGCAUAUUGUACGGACCUCAACCCAACACCUAGCAACCUCAACAGGUUUGGACCGCUUGGCGUAACGGUAAAGGUGUUGGAUGGACAGUCGCUGGACCCCCCCAAAUUUGCUACAAUAUGUUGGGAAUGAAAACCAAGCAAGUGGCCAUGUGGAGUAGCUCGCUAUAAUGAUACAGCGGUACAAUGGAGAUCAGCUAUAUACUACAGUAUAAUAAUUGAAUGUGGUCAUUUAGCGGAAGCUUUUAGCAGAGUAUGGGGAUGCACAGUUUAUACAUACUGUAUAUUCUGUGUAUGUAGGCUAUGGGGGAAUCAAACAACUCUGGUUUUGAAGUACCAUGCUCAAAUCAACUGAGCCAUAGGAUCCUCAGUCUAGUUUUAUCCAAUAUAAACAUAUCCCAAUAAUAAACUCCCAUUUACUGGAUAUAAAAUCCAAGUGCCACAGUGUGACUUUUAAACAGGCUAUCGUUGUCCCCUCUACGAGAAACCUUGGAGUAAUUGUACCAGUGGCUGAGUGUCAUUAGGAAGCUAAAGGAAAGGGUACAACCAUAUUAGGAGCGUCCUGGUAAUGAGGGGAGGAGUUGGAACGCUCAGUCAAACCGAUAAGACUAGAGACAAGGUGACUUUACUCUGUGUGUGUUGACUGGGCAGGAGGUAGGGAUCUCAGUAUGAGGGGCAGGGUGUGAGGGAGGCGUUCUGCCUGUCCAAAUAAUCACCCAAAUUAGUGUCUUUGUUCAGCUGGGUCAAGGGCAGGCCCAGCAUCGAGAGGUGACUGUCAGAGCCCAGCCUGGCAGACCUUAAAUGGGCAAUCUGCAGUUCGAACAAUAAGCAUUACCCCGCCACUGAUUUGGUAAACAUCUGAGUGAUGGGACUGGAGAAAUGUAACCACUCAGAGCUAUUGAUACAGGGACUGACCAUCCAUGAUCUCAAUAUUGUUGAGGCUAUACAGUGUUUUGCAUUUACAAAUGAGUGAAAUAAGCUCAUGAGGUUUGAUUGGGUGCGACAGUUGAAAUUAGCUGAGGAAUUUAAGUUAUUUGUUUAAAAAUGGAUAUAGCAACUGCUCCUUUAACAUUCUGUAGCAGAGAGCAACGGGACAGUAGGACACAGUCCACUUAUACCUCUGAAAUGACCGUGCCUGCUUAGAAUGUUAGAUACUUUAAGGCACUAGUUGGGAGAAAUGUCAUUACCUUAUAUCAGGACAUUAUCCUCUAACACUUCCAUGCAAAUUGUACAGUUGGCUAACCUCCUGGAUGCAUUUUCAGCAUCUGUAUCAGCAAAGUAAAGCUGUCCAGGGGCAGCCUGGCAUGUCAGGCAAAUGCCAGAUGGGCUGGUCCAUUUUUAGCCCAGUGAGCCUGUCUAACUUGUUUUGUGCACAAAACCAUUCUGGUUAAUGAGUAGAGGAAAAAAUUAAAGGGCCAGUGUUAAAAAUACCAGUGCCAAUUUCUGGUUCGUCAGACCCUAUAUAUAGCGCUGGCAUAACCAGAGUUCUUCACAUUGCAAGCCCAAUUUUCCUAGGAAUUCCCUGUAACUUGAUCAGGAACCUUGGGACUUGUGAACCAGAGUCACAUUAAGCCAGGACUGGAUAUUCAGAUCAUGGAUCUGAAGAGUUGGGCUAGCAUUGAAUCUGCACUCAACAUAUUUUACCUGUACAUAACCCCCACACCAAAGGAGAUGAUCCUAAAGCAGGCAUUCACAUUAACAAAUUAAGGCAAUAUUUUAGAUUACUCUAGCAUAUAGUGCAUAACGGUAAAAACUGAAACUCGUUGUCAAAGAAGCUUUAAAUAAUUUAUUUCACAAGGUUAACAGUCCUCUUUGGUUGACCUUGUUCUUUUGAGAUAUCUGAUUGAGCAGGUCUCCUUAGUGUUUGGUGGCCUCUUCACAGGUUGUGCACCUCAUCAGGAGCAGAUGGUGCGGAGGUCAUUUGGUAGUUCUCGGGUCAACCUUGUGUAGGACUUCAGGACUUGAAUCACCACCCUCCGUGAGUUGGUGAGCUGCUGCUUGGAGCUAGACUAAGUGGCCACCACAGCAACACCUUCCAGUUCUGUAAACAGAAAAGUGUUAGUGGACUGGGAACAUUUCAUAACUGCUUUGUGAAACCACAAAAGCUCUGAUAUGUGAUAGUGACACUUGCAGGUUGACAUUUAUUGGGACGAGUCUUGUCCUGGAGGGAAAACUGAGCGAUUUCCACUAGAUGUGCCAGCUGCAAAGUCAAAAUUGACUACAUAGUAAAACUUAAAUGAACCAAAAGCAGCUUUUUGGUCUUAAUUUAAAGGUUAGGCAUUAGGUUUAAGAGCAUAUUUCAUGAUUUGGGCUGUGACAGCUAGUGACCACUCUGCAGAGCGGAGUCAUCCCAAAAAACGCUAACCUGCUUGCUAAAUAGUGUAAUGUGCAGGUUCCUUCCCUCUAAAAACAAUACCAUGAUCCCAUGCAUACCUUUACCAUGGGUUCCAAUGUUAAACCGAUCCUUGUCAUGCUUCUCGUCGCCUAGAUCUUCAAUCAGACCCUCUUUCUCUGUGGUAAUCUUUGCUCCAAUGGGCUCCAGCUCUGAGAACAGACCAUUUAGCACAGAGCCUAUAUGCAGUUAUUAUACAUGCAAACCAGUAAAGAAUGUAAUUACCUCUUUGGCCAAUCAGUUCUUUCUGCCUGAUGAAGCCAUCAUAUGUUGCAGAGCUAACGAAACCAUGCUUGUUGGGUCCAACCUUCAGGCCCAAAGGACUACCCGCAUUUUCAGAUUGGCCGAAAUAAGGUCCUGGAAUUAAAUGUAACAGAUUAACACAGCUAGCCUGUAUAGAUAUGAAAAUACAAUUAUCCAAAAUGGCACCCUAUAGUGCACUACUUUUGACUAGCGCCUCAUGGGCUGGGCAAUAGGCUAGACAUCACGGUUGCCUUCUACAAUUCAAAUUUACUGGCUUAACUGGUCUGUAAGUAAUACAUCAGUUUGGCAUAGAGGAAGUAACUGCCUUAUCCGCUUGAAUAAAAAAACAAUAGUUAGCAAGAUGGAGCAGAGGUUAUUUUUAAUUAGUGCAUUUCACAGGUGGCUAGUUUGCAUUAACUACAGUCACUAAAACCACUGCAAAGGUAUUGCCUGCUAAAUGUGGUUUCAAAUCGAGACUGGCAUGUCUGCCUUGUGAUUUGUUGAGUCAUCCGUCUGAAAAUGUCCCUCAUCGAAGUUGCCGAAAGUGUCAGUCAAUUAACUAGACCCUAGUCACUGUUGCCUAGGGUCAGGUUUUCAAAACACUGGUCAAAGGUUGUGCACUACAUAAGACAGUCAAAGAACCUCUCUUGAAGGCCAUUCCACUCUUCCAACGACUGCCAGGUGAUACAGGCCUCGCGUCUCUUGUAGCGGAGGGGAAGCCAUUUAUAUGGACACCUUCCUUCGUGCGUGGAGAUAGAGGUGUACUCUUUUGUUGGGUUGGGAAGACCAUCAUGGGGCCCAAAGAAGCAUCCUGUUCCAACACUAAAAUUACAUUGUCAUUAAACACAUGCAAGGCAAACUUCUCACCAACACACUUGCAGUCAAGACACUUUCAAUUAGUCUUUCCUCAAUUCCUUGCAUCCCAUCAGCCAUAUUGGAGCAGAAGGUCCCUCCCCUCAGACCCUAUUCUGCAAUGCAUUUUGAGAAGAAUACAGGGAUUAGGAUGCCAAAUAUACCCUUCUUGGCUUUCAUCCCACGCCAACGGUCACCAGAGGCUGGGGGUUUGCUGCGGUAACCACGAGGUUCAGGUCGGCUACUGCCCAAUCUGUCACCGAGGGGACGUUGUGCUGGAGCAACCCACUUCUGGCUCGUCAGACUUGGACAACGGCCACAUAGCAAAUCAUUCUCGUCGGCAGACUUCCACCUGAAAUGGAUGAAAGAUUGACUAAUGUACCAAGUACACCAUUUUAACAAAUACUAUGGUAUGCCAGUGGAUAGGUCACAGCCCACUAAGCGUAGCUAAGUCAGAUCUCAGACCUGCCAUCGAUGAAGGAGCAUGCCUUGUUGCUAGGCUCUGCAUGGUCCAUGACAGGGACUGCAAUAAGGUGGCAUGUGAUGUACAGCUGUAAAAACAAAGAUAAAGUCAUUAUGUAGGCUACUGUGAUGCUGAAAGUUAUUUUACUGUAGCAUCAUGUUCCAACUGCAGUACCCAUAAUGCACUCUACAACAUCACUGGUUUUAAAAAAUUGCCCUCACCUCUGCCCUAUCCUCUUGGUGGAACCUAAAGGCAUCAAUGUGGAAUCGGAGCUUGUCGUCCUGGGUUCUACGCAUGAACCUAGAGUUGGAGCCAGGCAACUGGGAAUCCAUCAAGCACCUGGAUGGGAGAUAAUAUAAAAUGCAUAUUGAGGUAUUAGUUCAACUUCCUUGGUACCAAACAAAUAACCCUCCAAGCGCCAUUUGGGGAAAAUAUGCUCAUAUAGGGACAACUGGAGAACACUCAUUCUAGGUAGGCACUUUAGGUUACUAGGACAUUUCCUCACCCAUCAUUCUCAAUGAAGACGUAUCUGGGGACAGAGUUCCAGUCAGGGUCCAGUGUUGCCACGCAGCUGCUAACAAAGACCCUGAGCCUGCUGUGGUGCGCGAGCCUGACAGACACCUCCACGUUGAUGGGAUCACCCAUGAAGUAG